This is a messenger RNA of Ixodes scapularis (black-legged tick), 1671 nucleotides long. RefSeq names its product piggyBac transposable element-derived protein 4-like. The transcript has a single exon. Bases 13 to 1314 code for a protein of 433 amino acids. NCBI's taxonomy places the organism in Eukaryota, Metazoa, Arthropoda, Arachnida, Ixodida, Ixodidae. The record is from RefSeq and is a predicted model, not a curated record.
GGCUCAUGGAAAAUGUUCAGUCCCAAUGAAGUGAUGCAGUGCAUAGGAGUCCUGAUCUACAUGGGAAUUGUGGAACUGCCUCGCCUCCAUCUAUACUGGAAUACCUCGGAGUUAUUUUCCGGCCUCAUUCUUCCAAAGAUUAUGUCCAGAAGCCGAUUUUUUGCGUUUCUUGCUUUUCUCAGUGUCAUGGACCCGGAGAAGACUGACGCUGUCCGCGAUGGCAAGCUGCACAGGAUCACACAUCUGCUGCAACAUAUGAAUGACGUGUCAAGUCAGCAUUUCCAGCCAUACCGAAAUUUGUGCGUGGAUGAACGAAUGGUCAAAUCAAAAGGACGAUCGGGAAUACGCCAGUAUAUGCGUGACAAGGGGGUCAAAUGGGGGUACAAGCUGUGGGUCCUUGCUGACUCAAGCACAGGCUACACUGUGCAAUUUAGCGUUUACACCGGGAAGCGAGAAACACCCAGCUCAAAGGGACUGGCUUAUGACGUUGUAACGCGCCUGUGUGAUGCAUAUUUGGAUCAAGGCUACAUUAUCUACCUUGACAACUUCUACACAUCCACCUCCCUCUUUGAACACCUUCUUGAGAGGAAGACUCUCUCUUGUGGAACAACACGCAAAGAUCGGCGCGGAUUUCCCUCCCAGUUGAAAGACACCACUUGGGAGAAAAGAGCAACUCGAGGGGACAUUCGCUGGCUGCGGUGCCGUGAUGUGCUGUAUUUGCAAUGGAAAGACAAGCGCACUGUAAACAUGAUGAGCACAGCCCACACUGCCAACAAUCACGUCAGUGCAAUGCGAAAAGUGAAGAGAGGAGACCGAUGGACAAGGAUCCCCAUAAGGAAGCCACUCAUAAUAGAAGACUAUAAUAAGGGCAUGCUUGGUGUUGACAAGUCCGAUCAACUUAUCGCUUCUUACAAUGUCUUGAUGAAGUGUGUCAGGUGGUGGAAGACACUGUUCUUCCACUGCAUUGACAUUGCUGUCGUCAACAGCUUUGUCAUCUUCCAAGGACACAGGGAACAUCACCCCGAGAUAGAGGAGCUCACCAGAAAGACUGGCUUUGACCAGCUCGCAUUCCGUAUUGAGCUGGUCAACCAGAUUUUCGGGAUGGACGACAGACAUGUUCACCCUCCGCCUCCUCCAAAGAAGUCUGAGCACAAGCCCCAGGUGCAAGAAAAGCGCCGUAACUGCAAGCUCUGCUACGAGAAAAAGAAGGUCGAAAGGAAGACUGCAGUUUUUUGUGAGCCGUGUGGUGUGUAUCUGUGUUUCAUCCCAACGAGGGACUGCUUUGGAGGAUGGCACGCCACACACCCACGCUAACUUUUUUUUUUGCGCAAAGAACAGUUUUCAGCAAUACCCUCUGAAAAUUGUGUUAUCAUUUUAUGGCAUAAUAAGCUACAGAAUGCAUAUCUUGAAAUUUUUUCACUCUUGAUAUUUUUAGAGUUGUCCACCUUUGUCAAGCAGAACAACAUCCUCACUGUAUAAAGUUUUACAUUAAAACAUUUUUUUUAUUAUGUUGUGCAAUAAAUGUAUAUGCAGCAUUUAUGUUAUCGAAUAGAAAAUUCUUUUAACUACAUUUUGAUACCAAACAAUGUAAAUAAGGCAUUAGUGAAUCUGCACCAAAAAAUAUUUCCUUCCACCUAGUAAAAACUGCCCUUUUUCCCGUGGUAGCGAAAG